Molecule: messenger RNA, 320 nt
Organism: Amoebophrya sp. A120
Lineage: Eukaryota; Dinophyceae; Syndiniales; Amoebophryaceae
Source: the annotation of a GenBank genome assembly
GAAGAGACCGCUCCUCGUGCACAGGAAGCGACAGCUGAGCCGGUAUCAGUGCCGGCUUUGGAGGAGCGUCUUUCCGAAUCGAUGCCCCUUCGACGAUCCGAGGAUGAGGAAGCUGGGAAGCAGCAGUCGAUGCUCCACAAAGAUACAUCAAAAAUGCUCCCCGAUGGUGCAAAAGGCUUCGAUGUAGAUCUCGACCCGGAAGCUCCGCUGAUGGAUGACGAAGAGCAAAACCUAGUGCCUGCAGGAAGCGACCCUGUAGAAGAUGCGACCGCGCCAGAUUAUCGUCAUGUCAAUACGCCCUUCUGGAGCAGCAUUGCUGG